GAAUAAAUAAAGAAGGAAAAAAAAUUAAGGUGUGAUAAAGUGGGUCUUAUAAAGCGCCCAGUUAUUUCGGUUUGGUCAUUUCAUCUUAGGCCCCUUUUCUUUUCAUUUAUUUAUUUUUCUCUUACUGUCCCCAAAAUCUAGGGUUUUAAGGUUUCUUAUCUUCCUCUUCCUCCGCCAGAUUCUUCUCUUGCAAGAUGAGCAACGACAAGGACAGCUUGAACAUGAGCGAUCUCACCGCCGCUCUUAACGAGGAGGAUCGCGCGGGGCUUGUUAGUGCUCUCAAGAACAAGUUGCAGAAUUUGGCUGGACAACACUCAGAUGUCCUUGAGAACUUGAGCCCGACAGUCAGGAAGCGUGUCGAGAACCAACAUGAUGAAAUGGAAGCAAAAUUCUUCGAGGAGAGGGCAGCUCUAGAAGCUAAAUACCAAAAGCUGUAUCAGCCUUUGUACACCAAGCGAUAUGAGAUUGUGAACGGUGUGGUUGAAGUUGAAGGUGCACCGGAAGAAGUGAAAACAGAACAAGGAGAAGAUAAAGCUGCUGAAGAGAAAGGAGUACCGGAUUUCUGGCUUAUUGCAUUGAAGAACAAUGAAAUUACCGCUGAGGAGAUAACUGAGCGAGAUGAAGGUGCUCUUAAGUUCCUUAAGGAUAUCAAGUGGAAUAGGGUUGAAGAACCAAAAGGGUUCAAGCUAGAGUUCUUCUUUGAUCAGAACCCGUACUUCAAGAACACUGUCUUGACCAAGACAUAUCACAUGAUUGAUGAGGAUGAGCCUAUCCUCGAGAAGGCCAUUGGGACGGAGAUUGAGUGGUAUCCUGGAAAAUGCUUGACUCAGAAGAUCCUUAAAAAGAAGCCAAAGAAGGGAUCCAAAAACACAAAGCCAAUCACUAAGACUGAGGACUGUGAGAGUUUCUUCAACUUUUUCAGCCCACCUCAAGUUCCUGACGAUGAAGAGGAUCUUGAUGAUGAAAUGGCUGAUGAACUCCAAGGCCAAAUGGAGCACGACUAUGAUAUCGGUCAUCCGCUGGGCACAAGAAGUCUGGAAGAAGUCAACUUGCGGAAGGUCAACAAGGGGAGAGGCCACCGGAGUGUAAGCAGCAGUGAGGAAUCUUCUUCUCCGGUGAAGAAGCUUGGCUUAAUUAUGAAGAAGUAAGAAGAUGAAGGGUCUUUGUGUUUCUUAAUUUGCAGAGUCAUGGUCCGGUUUAUUAAAUGAUUAUAUAUCAAGUUUUGGGUGGGAGGUUUGCUAAAAAAAAAAUUGGUUCUUUGGUUUGGUUUGUGUCUCAUCUUUCAUUUUUUAUUUGUAAUGUGUUCCUCAUGAACUGGUUUGAACAAAUAGUAUUUCGUCCUUUUGGUCAAAUUUUGAUGAGCAGUUGCUCAACGUUAAAAUCUUAUAACUUGAUCGUAUAAACGGUGACUCAUAUCGCAUUUGGGCCGUAAGAGUGACCUUACGGUAACUCAUAUCGCAUUUGGGCCGUAAGAG
Molecule: messenger RNA, 1475 nt
Organism: Thlaspi arvense
Lineage: Eukaryota; Viridiplantae; Streptophyta; Magnoliopsida; Brassicales; Brassicaceae
Source: the annotation of a GenBank genome assembly